This is a messenger RNA of Adineta ricciae, 1929 nucleotides long. The record is from the annotation of a GenBank genome assembly. NCBI's taxonomy places the organism in Eukaryota, Metazoa, Rotifera, Eurotatoria, Adinetida, Adinetidae.
AUGUCACUUCUAAAUAUGUAUAUCUUAGGUGGGUGGACUGUGGCAUACACCGUUCCCAUCAACUAUGACAAUAACUGUUCGUGUGCAUUUAAUACAAAUUGCACAACUACAGCCAAGUUUUUUAACGUCAAUUCGUCAGAAAAGAUAUCGGUUGAAGGUUUUAGAAUGGGUUGCAUACCAUCAGAAUCAUUUUUUGCAUCGAAUCUUCAAUGUUUAUAUAAUUUAUCAUGUAUCAAUCUCAUUGAACAACAUAUUAACUACACAAAUACUGCAUCUAUGGUUGCACUUAAUUCGACAGAUCAAAGUCGGUUCUUGAUAAAUACAACCAUACAAGAUUUUUCCAAUGAUCUUUUCAUUGAAAAUUGGUCAACAAUCAUCAACUACCCAGUAUAUUUUGAUAUUUGUGCACCUGCUUAUUGUUCUUAUACUUCUACUGAACAAGUUAAUUCACUUUAUACAAAAACCUUUCUCCUGGGACUCUAUGGUGGACUGAGCGUUGUUCUCAAAUGGAUAUGUCCCACAAUGAUCUAUGUAAUAUUUCAAGCGUAUCAGUAUCGAAAGAAACGAUCAAAUAUCGUCAAAGCAACUACCGAAACAGACAAUGGAAUAAAUACUUCGAUCUAUUUUUCUAAUGGCAGUGUCCAGCCAGAAUCAAAACUUUCUUUAACACUGCUACGAUUCGUAUUCUUUGCUAUUUUACUGCUACUGUUUAUCGGUUUAGGUUUUCUCGGACCAAUCAUUUAUCUUCAUGCAAAAGAAGAUAAUCAGAUUUCUCAACAAAACACGAUCAGCACGAUAAUGGCUGAUAUGUCAACAAUAGUAACGUCAGCUGCCACUUCAUCAGCUACACCUUGUCAGUUAACAUUUCAACCUGCAAAGUCGUACUUUAUGGGCUCUAACGCAUAUCCAACGGGAAUUGCAGUCGGAAAUUUGAACGGUGAUGCAUACCGAGAUGUUGCAGUUGCAAACUUCCAAGCCGAUAAUAUACGUAUCUUAUUUGGUGAUAUUAAUGGAACUUUCCAAUCACAAAUGACAUUGUCCACUGGAUCGGGCAGCAGUCCACACUCAGUUAUUCUUAAUGACUUUAACGACGAUGGACAUCUAGAUAUUGCUACAGCGUGUACGGACAAUAGUAGUAUAGGUGUAUUUCUUAACUUGGGCAAUGGAAGCUUCGGAGAGCAAAUCAUAUUCUCGACUGCGCCUUACUGUGAACCGUUUUCACUUCUAGGUGAAGAUUUUAAUAAAGAUGGCAAACAAGACCUGAUUACUGCCGGUUACAGUUGGGAAAAUAUGGUUAUCCUCUUUGGUAACGGUGAUGGUACUUUUUCAGCAUUAAACCACUUGUCAAUUAGUAAUGUUGCUCAAAUAAUUGCAAGUGAUUUUAACCGCGAUGGAAUAUUAGAUCUCGCUGGAAUUUAUGGUUACUGUAACGGUGUAUUUAUAUGUUUUGGCACAGACUACGGAUACUAUAGCACACCAGUGAUGCUACCGACAGGACAGUAUAGUUGUCCUGCCUCUAUUGCUGUUGAUGACUUUAAUCAUGAUGAUUACUUCGAUUUGGCUGUUGCAAAUGAUCACAAAAAUAUUAUCAAUGUUUAUCUUGGUAACGGCGACGGAACUUUUCAAAAUCCCACGACAUACACAAUUGGGGGCUAUAGUAGUCCUCGAUGGAUCAGUGUCGGUGACUUUAACAAUGAUUAUCAAUCCGAUAUUGUUGUUGCAGAUACGAAUAGACAUAACAUUGGCAUAUUGACAGGCAUUGGUAAUGGGACUUUCCUACAGCAGAUCACGUUCUCGUUAACAAAACAUAGUAUUGCGUGCUGCUUUGAUGCAGGAGAUUUCAAUAAUGAUGGCAAACGAGACAUUGCUCUCGUCGAUACUUACAAUAAUACAAUAAUAAUCCUACUUAAUUCAUGCGAUUGCUGCUAA